AGAACAGGAAACCCUUUUUAGCCGAUUCAGUUUUGGGACAGUACACCAUCCCAAACAACAUCAUUCUCUCUGCCCCUCCCUUCUUUAUCUGAAAGUGUGUGUGUUGCUUUUUGUAAGCUGAGAUGUGUUACUGCAGUGCCACUAUCGGGUGCUGCAGGGUGUUUGCCAUCUAUUUUUCUGGAUACUGUUUCCUCUAGUGGGAGGUCUGUGCUGCUGGAGGUGACUCGGGGAGCCCAGAUACAAUGCAUAGUGAAGUGAAUUAUCUAAUGGGAUCUUUUCUGUGGAGGUAGAGAGAUGGAACUUGGGUGGAUUGGGGUGUGAGGGCCUGGCAGGCCCAGAGGCACUCCUCUCCGGGGACAGCCAAGGCAUGGGCUCGGUCUCUCCUCAGGUGCCCCAAAAAGACAUGGAGGGCUAUUACAACCUUUUGCAGGCAAGCUCUGAGCUAGAGAGCACACUGCAACAGGUUACAGUCCCUGUGAGUAUGCAGGAGGUGGCUGGCUAUAUUGAGAAACAAGUGGCUUAUUUAUCAGGAGGACGUGGGGAGGAUUCUAGUGUCAUCAUUACUCUCCCAGAAUGCUCUGCUUUCAGUGACAUUCCUGAAGAAGCACUGGCCAAAGUUCUUUCAUACCUCACAUUAAUCCCGAGAGCGCGGCAACCUGGUGUAAAAUUUAUCAUCAUUUUAGACCGAAGAUUGGAUACUUGGACCUCGAUCAAAACAGCACUUGCAAGGAUUGCGGCCUCAUUCCCAGGGAACCUGCACCUGGUGUUGGUUCUGAGACCCACCAGCUUUUUCCAGCGCACUGUCACAGAUCUCGGCUUCCGCUUUAGUCAGGAGGACUUCAUGCUCAACAUGCCUGUGGUGAUGCUCAGCUCUGUCACAGAUCUGCUGCGUUACAUUGAUGAGAAGCAGUUGACCUCAGAGUUUGGGGGCACUCUUGACUACUGCCACAGUGAUUGGAUCGUCCUGAGAACAGCCAUUGAGAGUUUUGCCGUUAUGGUUAAGGACAUUGCUCAGAUGCUGCAGGCCUUUGGUACAGAGCUGGCUGAGAUGCAGUUAUCGGAAGAGUGCAAUGCUAUUGAGUUACUACUGUUGUCCCACACUGAGAAAUACAGGAGACUUAAGGAUGCCAUAAGAUCAGUAAUGAGGGAGGGUCGACAGCUGCUCUCCAACCUAGAGACUUCUAGAAAGGAGGGGGACUCUGACACUCGUUGGGACAUAACCCAGGACUGGGAUACUAUGCAGAGGUUGCUAGCUCAGCUCAAAGACAUGGAGAUAUCUUUUGAUGGCUUCUUUGACAAGCACCACCUCAAACUCCAGCAAUAUUUACAAUUGUUGAGAUAUGAGCAUAGCUUUCAGAAGUUGGAGUGCUCUUUAGAGAAGUUAAGAGCUCAGGAAAGGAAGAUAAGAGUCACAGGAGAGUCAAUGGCCCAAACAGAGCAGACCAUCAAAGAGCUGGACAGUCUAGAAAAACGUGCACAGGAGGAGAUGAGUCUGGCUCAGGUUCUUAUCCUGCAUGGACAUCAGCUGGCUGCUGGACAUCACUACGCCAUGGCUAUGAUAAUACAACGCUGUAAUGAACUCAGACAUCAAUGUGACAUCCUGACCUCUACCCUCACUACUAAACGCAACAUACUGAAACAAGUACAGACCUUAUUGCUACGUCUUGAAGAGGCCCAGUGCUGGUGUGAUGAUGGGGCUUAUCUCUUGGCCAAUCAGCAGGUAGAUAAAUUUCAGUCUAAAGAGGGUGCACAGACAGCGCUUCGAAAUAUUGAGAAGUUCCAGGAGGGGGCGCCACCUCUCCUCAGUGAAGGUGCUGAUGUGCUCUUUCUGGAGUAUGAAUCUGUGCUCAAUCCUUACCUACAGGAUCAUAUAGGGAAGGCAUUUGAAAAGCAUAGCUCUGUGCAGGCUCUGAUUCAAUCCAGACAGAACUGCUUAAAGAAACUGGCAGACAAACAUGUCCGGCCAGUGCAACUGGUGGCCCCUCGACCAGAGAACCCACCACGCUCCAAAUCCCCUCUCUUCUCCCCAAAACAUGAUUUUAAUUCCAGUUUAAAGUUCACGUUUGACCUCCCACUGCCAGGCAAAAGAGCAUCAAGGAAAAGCCCAAACUCCAGGAAGAUUGAGGUGAUUCAUGACUAUCAGACUCAAAGCUGUCUGCCCUACAGUGUAGAUGGAGAGGACGGCACUGACCUCCUGAAACGACAUGUGAUGAAUGAGCUGAUAGAGACAGAAAGGGUCUAUGUGGAGGAGCUGCUGGCGGUGCUCCUGGGCUAUCGGGCAGAGAUGGACAAUCCGUCUCUUGCUUCUCUCCUGCCAACAAGUCUUUGCAACAAGAGAGAUGUGCUGUUUGGAAACUUGCCUGAUAUCUUCAACUUCCAUAGCAGUGUCUUCCUCCAGGAUUUGGAGAGCUGUCUGGACACCCCUGAGGCAGUAGGGGCUUGUUUUUUGAAACGGAAAGAGAAUUUCCAUUUAUAUGAAUGUUACUGUCAAAACAAGCCUCGAUCAGAAUCCUUAUGGAGGCAGUUUUCUGAUUGUUUAUUCUUCCAGGAGUGCCAAAAGAAGCUGGAACACAAACUUGCUCUUGAUUCAUACCUGCUGAAACCAGUCCAGCGCCUUACAAAGUACCAGCUUCUAUUAAAGGAGCUUCUGAAGUACAGCUCAGGCUGUGAGAGAAUUUCUGAGCUGCAGGGGGCGCUAGCAGCCAUGCUGGACCUGCUUAAAUCAGUCAAUGACUCAAUGCAUCAGAUCGCCAUCACUGGAUAUGAGGGAGAUCUCGGCGAUCUGGGCCGUGUGCUAAUGCAGGGCUCUUUCAGUGUAUGGAUUAGUCAUAAGAAGGGUCCAACCCGAGUGAAGGAGCUGGCGCGCUUCAAACCCAUGCAGCGACACCUGUUCCUGCAUGAGCACGCACUCCUCUUCUGCAAGCGCAGGGAGGAGCAUGGAGAGAACGCUGAGAAGACCCCCUCCUACAGCUUCAAGCACUGUCUAAAGAUGAGUGCAGUAGGCAUUACGGAAAAAAUCAAAGGAGACGUCAAGAAGUUUGAGAUCUGGUACAGUGGCAGAGAGGAGGUCUAUGUGAUACAGGCACCCACAGUGGAGGUGAAGAUUGCCUGGCUGAACGAGAUCAGAAAGAUCCUCACCAACCAGCAGAAACUACUUAAAGAGGAUUUGUGUCAUUCUGCUGCAUUCUCAGAGCAGAUGCAGUUGUCUCCGACCCUCUCUGUGAGCAAGCAGCAAAGCAACUCAGUCCCUUCAGUGAGCUCAGAAGGGAUUGAGUCAGGCCACAGCAGUCCAGACACUCUCAGCUGUUCUACUCAGCACCAGCGCAACAGAUGUAGCUGGCCGGGCACACCUUAUUCUGUAGAUAUCUGUGAAGGUCUGGAGGACUGGAAUGGAGCAAAUGGUCUCUCUCACCUGUCUGACACUGAAGAAGAGGAUGCUGGUCAUCUGUUUCCAGGCAGAUACAGGGCCUUUGCCGAUUGGCAGAAAAACAGGUCUGAUAACUUGAUCAUUAAAUGUGGUGAUGUCAUACAACUGCAGCAUGAGGAAAAUUAUGGCCAGUGGCUGGUAAAGAAUCUGAGUCGCAGACAAGAGGGCCGAAUCCCUACCACCAACCUGCAGAGCAUCCUGGGAGACAGCAUCAAGAUUCACUCCAACCGGCAAGGAGACCCAGGGAAUCGAAGAGCACGGAAGCUGAGCUCACCAUAAAGGAAGUACCCAGUGGUGUACUGGACUUACACAAAAAACACAUAGUGGCUCAGUGACUACAUACUUGUGUGAUUCUUGGAUUUAGAUCUGACCAGCAGACCACAGACAUUGCUCUCCAAAGCAGGAUAUCAUUCUGAGUAUACACUACCAAUGUUCCUUCAAUGUUCUUGAACUGAUCCUCAUUGACAGAUGCUACACAAAUGCAAUGCAAAUAGUUUUUUACCUUUCAAAUGUAAGGACAGGAAUCUUACAAGUCAUGUCCACCACCUCAAUGAGAGCUCUGGAAGAUUUGUCCUCUGCCUACACACUUCAGUCCUCCCGACUUGGUGAAGCCUAGACAUUUUGAACAUUUCUGGAAAUGUCCCAAUAAAGGUGAAUGAAAAAAUCACUUAUCUGAAUCUGUUGGACACAAAUUCUAAAUCAUCUCUAUGGACUUUGAAAAACAUCCUGUUCGGAAUGGAUUUUUGAAUGUUUUAAUUCACUGCUCAACAACUUGGAGUUUGUCCUGUUAUUUAUUGUGUACUGUUAUUGUCAUUGUAUUUAUCCUCUAUGAUUGGAGAGACAGCUCUGUGAAGUUUCCUGAGAGCAUCAAUGCCAAACCAUGCAGUGCCAUAAUGCUGAUCUUUUCCCAAUAAUUGGGCUUUUCACUUAAUGUAAUGCUGAUUUUGCUCAGCAGUAUUUGUGUGCACUAGUUUCUUAUUACCUUAAAAGUUAUUCUUCUAAAAGCACCUUAUUCGGGUCACAUGACUUACAGCGUGGCCUUUUGCAUCUUUAAACUAGUUGAGUUUUGCAUGCCGUUAAAUCUUACCUCUCAAUUGAUUAUGUAGAAUGAUGCAGAAUAUACUCUGUCAGCUCAAAGACAUGCAGGCCAUGAAUGUAAAUGUUCAUCUUGGGGCCACGCAUACAAAUGAAUACUUAAUGAGUCAUGAUGGAGUGAAAAGAUGAGUAAUAUGUUGUGUUCAUAUUGGCAUAUUUGUGUUUGUAUUGUCACAGUCGUGCUGCAUGAGCAGCUGCAAAGCAAUGCUAAUGGAGGUUUCUUAUUAAGGAAGAUCAUACAGCAAACAUUAAAUAUACCCACUGUUUCGAAUGCUUAAUUAAAUAUUGAAUGCAGACUAAUAAGAAUUUACUACAUAAAGUCAGGCUCCCAGUUGGAGGGCUGACUUUGAUAUACCAGCGUUUGAAGUGGAAAUGAGCUGUGCGUAGCAGCAGGGGAUGCUUCAUAUCUCUUAUGGCAUUAAUUAAUUUAUUUUGCUAUCAAGUUUUUUCCUUCGAGUUACAGCCAGCCACCCAAAAUAAUGUAUCCAAAUGUAACGGACACUAGAAACUGACUUAUUAUAGCCUGUGCUGUUCUAAAACAGGACCAUAUGUACUGUCAGCUUUGCAUAUUCAUAAUGUCUAUUUAUUCAUUUUAAUGUAUCUAAAAUGAAUUCAACUGAGAUUUUAUUUAUUUAUUUAUUUUGGCUG
This is a messenger RNA of Myxocyprinus asiaticus (Chinese sucker), 5170 nucleotides long. RefSeq names its product proto-oncogene DBL-like. Gene Ontology annotation, cellular component: cytoplasm. Gene Ontology annotation, molecular function: guanyl-nucleotide exchange factor activity; protein binding. Lineage: Eukaryota; Metazoa; Chordata; Actinopteri; Cypriniformes; Catostomidae. The record is from RefSeq and is a predicted model, not a curated record. Gene Ontology annotation, biological process: dendrite development; intracellular signal transduction. The transcript is spliced from 30 exons. Bases 368 to 3706 code for a protein of 1112 amino acids.